AUGAGUCCCAAAACCCCCGUUGUUGGCCUCCUCGGCGGAGGUCAAUUGGGUAGAAUGCUUUGCGAAGCCGGUGCUCCUCUCGACGCUCAGAUUGCCGUGCUCGACGUCGACAACUGCCCUGCCAAACAGAUCAACAGCAACCGUCACCACGUCACCGGCUCAUUCAAGGACCCUGCCAAGAUCAUGGAACUUGCUUCCAACUGCGAUGUUCUCACAGUCGAGAUUGAGCACAUUGAGACUGAGGUCCUCGAGGAAAUCGACACAAACGGCGUCCAAAUCCGCAACCCCGAUGGCACAACCACCACCAAGAAGGUCGCCAUUCACCCUUCUUGGAGAACCCUUCGCCUCGUCCAGAAUAAAUACGAGCAAAAGGAGUACCUGAGCAAACAGGGUAUUCCAAUUGCUGAACAAAUGGCCAUUGAAACCGGGGACGCCAUGCUCGCCUCCAUGGAAGAAGCUUCAAAGAAGUUCGGCUUCCCCUGGAUGCUAAAAGCCAGAAAGGAUUCCUACGAUGGUCGCGGCAAUUUCAAAAUUUCAAACAAGGCGGACAUCGAGCAGGCUGUCAAGGAAUUUGGUAACCUGUCGUGUUAUGCUGAGAAAUGGGUCCCCUUUGAACUGGAGCUUGCCACCAUGGUCAUACGAACAGAGGACGACAAUGGCAAACUGAAACGCGUUAUUCCCUAUCCCGUCGUCGAGACCGUUCACGAGGAUAAUAUCUGUUCUAAGGUCUUUAUGCCUCCCCGGAAUGUACCUGAGGAUGUCUGCAAGAAGGCGCAAAAGGUUGCAACGUCUGUGGUAGAGAAGCUCUGGGGUAGGGGAGUAUUUGCGGUUGAAAUGUUUCUGACCAAGGACGGGAGCAUUAUCUUCAACGAAUGUGCUCCUCGGCCGCACAACAGCGGACACGCUUCCAUUGAGUCCCAGUUCAAGGCACAGCUCACAGCGAUCCUCGAUGAGCCUCUCCCCGAAGUCUUGGAACCUCACGUCUCAUCCAGUAUCAUGAUCAACAUUCUCGGUGGCGCCAACCCCGAUUCCCACCUAGCUCUAGUGGAAAAGGCCAAGUCCAUGUACGGCAAGAAGACGGCAGUCUACGUUCACCUUUACGGCAAGGAGUCCAAGCCCAGUCGAAAGAUUGGUCACAUUACAGUCACCGGUUUUGGGUCAAUAGCUGAACUAGAAGAGUUUGCCCGGCCAUUACUGAAAAUGACUGAUGGCAUCCGUCUGGAUCGCCUUCAAGCGGCAAGCAAGGCUUUACGUCCCCAAGCUGCACCGGCCUCACAAACGCCAAAGGCUGCAAAGGGAAACCCCUUAGUUCUGGUCACGAUGGGAUCCGAUUCGGAUUUGCCAGUUCUCAAGGCUGGUAUCGAUAUUCUAAACCAAUUCGGCGUUCCAUGGGAGGUUGAUAUCACUUCCGCACAUCGAACACCAGCCAAGAUGGCCCAGGUAGCCAUUGAUGCAGCAGAUCGCGGUAUCAAAGUCAUCAUCGCGGCGGCUGGUGGCGCAGCUCAUUUGCCCGGCAUGUUGGCAGCGUAUACACCUCUCCCCGUCAUUGGCGUACCUGUCAAGGCAACACACCUAGAUGGAUUGGACUCUCUGCUUAGCAUUGUCCAGAUGCCCCGCGGUGUCCCCACUGCCACAGUGGCCAUCAACAACUCCACCAAUGCUGCGUUACUUGCCAUCCGUUUCCUCGGCGCCUUCAUCCCUGAUUUACUGGAGAAGAUGAAGAAGUAUCAGCUGGAGAUGGAACAGCAGGUCAAGGACAAGGCCACCACCCUGCGGGACAUUGAUGUGGACGCAUAUCUGGCAAAAAUGGGCAGUUUUAGUCUUCAUCGCGCAGAGGGCUACGUUCACUACUCGGAUGCGACUUGCCUUGAGCUGUUCUCCAGCGCCCUCGUGGGCCAGGAAACAUGCCCCAACAUACUAUCCACGUCGUUGGAGCGGAACACCCACAUAGACUGGGAAGAUGUCAUCGAUUUUGUUGACCCUUUUGGUGACCGUCGAGGUUGUGUGUUUGACAGCGUCUGGAUAUUCGACAUUGACAAAAAGGUGCUAUUCCUCAGAAAACGAUAUCAAUUCAGUUUUGUCUCCCUUGAACUUGCUCAGAGACGACUGCUCACUCUGGACGACUUUACCCUGCUUGACUUACCUAGCCCAGUACCAGCAGAGGAGGAGCUCUCAGGGCAGUACUGGGAGCCUAAAUUGGAUCCCCUUCCGCGGAUAAAGUCACUUGUUGGCAAAAUGCUUCGCGAUUUUGCCUACACUUGGCGCCAUGUACUCAGGAGACCAAUGAAAACUGCUACAUUUACGAAACUCGCAUAUGCCACCAUCUGGAUAUCAACAUUGGAUUUUACUUUGAUAGAGCGCAUUGGAUUCGAACAUGUCUCUAGUAGUCCUCGUGGGCCGUAUGUUGAUGUGGUUGACCUCCCAAGCUGGGAGACGCCUACGGCGACUCUCGUUCAAGUCGGAACAUCAUGGUUUGCUCUUGAACAAAACUUUCGAGAAGGUUUUGAGAUGGUACGGCGUCAUAUGGCCAGUCUUACAGAAAGUUCUACAACAAAUAUGAGAACAUAUGUCAUCCUGACUCUUCGGCAAGUUGUUCUCUGUAAGUUCCAAGGGAGUGAACUUACCUGGACAGGGCCCGAGACGCUCUUUGGAGACGAUUAUAAAUCCGAUACUGCUAUCGACAUGAUUCUCUGGGCGAUUAAUACGACCUCCACCGAGCCGGGACCCAGUGCAAUGAACUCUCUCCCUGUUGAGAUCCAAGACAGGAUUCUUUACUAUGCAACAACCAGCCCUAUUGCGUCGGCCAAAUUAGGCUGUGAGUUUGGUGUAGGAUCGCCCUUCACUUGGAAGGAAAGUGGUUUGCCGAUUACUCUCCAACCCAACAAAAGACACAGAACGCAAAGUUCACCAGUGGAAUCCCAGAUUUACUUCGGUGGAGUGAUGAGCGGCUUAUCUUAUAAGGGGGAGCGCAGAGCCCAAGUAGUAGCUCCCAUUCUACCUAUGCCCUAUCCUCUCGGGCCGCGUAGAUAA
Pochonia chlamydosporia 170 is the source of this 3030-nucleotide messenger RNA. RefSeq names its product phosphoribosylaminoimidazole carboxylase. The transcript has 6 exons. Gene Ontology annotation, biological process: 'de novo' IMP biosynthetic process. NCBI's taxonomy places the organism in Eukaryota, Fungi, Ascomycota, Sordariomycetes, Hypocreales, Clavicipitaceae. The coding region runs from base 1 to 3030 and encodes 1009 amino acids. The record is from RefSeq and is a predicted model, not a curated record. Gene Ontology annotation, molecular function: ATP binding; phosphoribosylaminoimidazole carboxylase activity; metal ion binding.